Molecule: messenger RNA, 2745 nt
Organism: Mycena citricolor
Lineage: Eukaryota; Fungi; Basidiomycota; Agaricomycetes; Agaricales; Mycenaceae
Source: the annotation of a GenBank genome assembly
GUGGGAUUGUGUGAAUGUGGACAAUCGACCGGAAGAUUCACACGUGAUAACUCCUUACGAUCACGUGGAACUUUCUGGAUUCUUCCAUCACCCUCUCCACUUGACUGCAAGGCAUUUAAAGAGUCGGGCGCGCACUUUGAGCGCCUCCCACUUUCUUACUUUCCAUGUCUCGAGUGCUUUUUCAAUCUUCUCGUCUUCGAGCACGGGUCUUUUCCCGUGUUGGAUUGCCCACACCUGCACUACGCGCUGUCCGACCUGUGCCACAACCGGUCUUGCGCGGGCUUCCUUCAGCAUAUGCCUCGAUUUCGAGGCGAAAUUACUCGCAGGGCCCGGUGGGUGGUGGAGGAGGGAGCAAUCCGUUUUCUUUCAAGAUGGGGCCCCAGCAUGCCAAGGGCGAUGCUCUGAAGGAAUACAGUGUUGACCUCACAGAGUUGGCGAGGGAUGGAAAGCUGGACCCUACCAUCGGAAGGGAUGAAGAGAUCCGAAGGACCAUUCAGAUCCUUUCUCGGCGGACCAAGUCGAAUCCGGUCCUCAUUGGCCCCCCUGGUGUAGGGAAGACAGCCAUUCUCGAAGGUCUAGCGAGUCGAAUAGUUAGUAAGGAGGUUCCAGAGUCUCUACAUAACAAACGCGUUCUCUCGAUCGACCUGUCUGGUAUCAUGGCGGGCUCUGGCAUCCGGGGACAAUUCGAAGAGAAGUUCCGCAAUCUGCUCUCGGACAUCGAAGCCGAGGAAGGCAACGUCAUUUGCUUCAUAGAUGAAGUGCACACCCUCUUCAAUCUCGGCAAGACGGAGGGGAGCAUUGAUGGCGGACAAAUGAUCAAACCUGCUUUGGCUCGCGGUCUGCAACUCGUUGGCGCCACAACCCCUGACGAAUACCGGAAGACUAUCGGAAAGGAUGCUGCACUGGAACGUCGCUUCCAGCCAGUGCAGAUAGAAGAACCUACCGUCGAAUCGACCAUCUCCAUCCUGCGCGGGCUGAAGCCUCGUUACGAAGUCCACCACGGAGUCGAGAUAUCCGAUGCUGCGUUGGUGACGGCCGCGGUCUACGGCGCGCGUUACGUGUCAGAAAGAUUCUUGCCGGACAAGGCUAUUGACCUGGUCGAUGAGGCCGCUUCGUCACUUCGGCUUGCGCAAGAGUCUAAGCCAGACGAGCUAGAGACCUUGGAGAGGGCGAUCAUGACACUUCAGAUCGAGUUGGAGAGUCUCAAGAAAGAGUCGGACGUGUUCAGUGUCGAGCGCAGGAGUGCAGUCGAGGAGGAGAUCAAGACGAAGCGCCAGUCUGCUGCUGAGGUGGAGAGGAUCUGGCAGGCAGAACGCGCUCGACUGAACCGCACAAAGGAGCUGAAGCGGGAGAUCGAGCAAGCCAAGCACCAGCUGGACGUCGCUCAGCGUCUCGGUGACUAUGAGAAAGCCAGCCGACUGCGUUUCUCGUCAAUCCCCGAGCUUGAGCGGCAGCUGCCGCCGGAGGAAAGUGAGGCGAAGGAGGAGGGAUCGUCGAUGUUGCAUGAGCGGGUCACAUCCAACGAUAUCGCGCGUGUGGUUGCUCGUGCGACUGGGAUUCCAGUGCAGAAUCUCAUGAAGGGCGAGCGAGACAAGCUUGUGAAUAUGGAAGACGCUCUCAGAGGGCGAGUCGUUGGCCAGGACGAUGCUGUGACUGCAAUCAGCGACGCAGUCCGGAUCUCUCGGGCGGGACUGCAGGCUCCGAACCGACCAGUCGCCUCUUUCCUGCUGCUCGGGCCGACAGGUGUAGGCAAGACAGAGUUGUGUAAAACGCUCGCUGGAUUCCUCUUCAAUGACGAGAAACGGGGCUUGAUCAACAUCAAUAUGUCCGAGUUCCACGACCGACACACCAUCUCGCGACUGAUCGGCGCAGCACCCGGAUAUGUCGGAUUCGAGGAGGGUGGACAAUUGACCGAGGCAGUGCGGAGGAAACCCUAUGCCGUGAUUCUGCUCGAUGAACUGGAGAAGGCACACAAGGACGUGGCGAUGGUCUUGCUGCAGAUUCUGGACGAGGGCAGUCUGACAGACAGCCAGGGCAGAAAAGUGGACUUCAAGGUGGGCCGCCGCUGCCUUUUGCUGAAGCGUCCUUUGCUCAAUCGCUCUAGAACACAAUCAUCUGUCUGACAAGCAAUCUGGGAAGCAACGUGCUCAGCAACCCGGAGGCGUGCGAUGCGGAUGGGGUGGUCACGCCCGCAGCUAAGCAGGAAGUGCUCGACAUCACAUCGGAGUACUUCCCCCCGGAACUGCUGAACCGGCUGGACACGAUGCUCGUCUUCAACAAGCUGUCUCGGGAAUCGAUUCUGCAGAUUGUCGGCCUGCGGCUGAAGGACGUCGCUGAUCGACUGGCGAGUCGCCGUAUAACGGUUGACGUCGACGACGCAGCGAAAUUGUGGCUAGCGGAGCACGGGUACUCCAACGUAUACGGCGCUCGGGCGAUCGCGCGGGUUGUGAGGACAGACGUCCUGUUCCCGCUCGCGCAGAGGUUGCUGCGCGGAACGGUCAGAGAGGGGGACACGGUCGAGAUCCGCGUGUCUGAUGACGGGAGUAGUCUUGUGGUUGGGGAGAAUCAUGCACCAGAUCCGUCUGCGGCGUCGAGUGAAUUGCACGAUAAUCUGAACAGACAGGAGGAGGAGGUGUAGAAUAGACUUGUAUUCACAGAUGUAGCUUGAUGUCUAACAACCUCCCUGCUCAUGAUCAUGCGGCACUGGAUUCUGAGACCGAGCCGUCGGAUGGGCGCAGCUUGAAC